This is a messenger RNA of Cryptotermes secundus, 517 nucleotides long. Its product is annotated as hemolymph lipopolysaccharide-binding protein-like. The record is from RefSeq and is a predicted model, not a curated record. The coding region runs from base 120 to 458 and encodes 112 amino acids. The transcript has 3 exons. Lineage: Eukaryota; Metazoa; Arthropoda; Insecta; Blattodea; Kalotermitidae.
CAAUUUAAUCCAUGCAUAUAAGUUCUUCGUGUGCUUAGUUAAAAUCUAGUUCUGGAAGACGUAAGGGGAGUUAAAGUAUAGCUCCACUUUUCUUGACCUCGGCACUAGAUAGAGUUACCAUGGCAACUACCAGAGUUUGUCUGCUGCUGUCAGUACUGUUGCCGGCUGCUGUGUGUCAGGGUGACAGUCAGCAGUCAGAGUGUCAAAAAGCGGCACGGGCUUCUAGGUCGGACAAGUGCCAGACACCUGACAUUUCUAACCUCAAGUUCUCACUCUCAAGUCACAGGAACCAAACUGGUCACUGGGUUGCACAGGUGAAGCUGGAGCACGGCGGUGAACAGGGGCACACCGGCUCGGACCACAGUGAGACCGGCUUAUGGCACGUCGAUUUGGAACAGACUAGUACGCAGUGUGAUGGCAGCCAUUCUGUUCAGACUGUGGCUUCAAUAACAGGCUAGAUUUUUUACAUGUCUGAGAUAAUAUUCAGGAAGGCUUUAAGUUGUUAUCAGAGAUAUCU